AUGAUAACUCAGGCAUUGCUUUUUAUAGGCGACAUUGCUCCAGACAUUAUUACAAGCUACCCAGAGGACAAUUUGAUAUAUGACGAUCCUAUGGAAUAUCAACGAGCAAAACGUUCUGAUGUACAGGACGAUGACGAUAAAGCGAGUGACGAUGAUGACGAACUUGCAGAUGAGGGAUUCGACGAUGAAGAUGAGGACGAUGAAGAAAACGAUGAGAACUCGAGGACCAGUGUCGGAAGCUCUUACUCUUCGGGUCUUCGUAAGAAAGAUGAGAUUGAUCAGAAGAAUGCGAUGUCAGAAGAGCAACGGCAACAGCAGCAGCACGAGAGCAUUGAUGAUGACGAUGAUGACGAAAGCGGUUUGGAUGAAGCAGGUUGGUCUUCAGGUUCUGAAGACAGUGAACGCAGUGCUGGCGAAAGUGGAAGUGCUGAGGGCAGAAAUCAAAGUUUUUAUGCAAGGUGAAGCUUAAUUCAGUUGAUUGAUGUUUGUUACGUAAUAGCCUGAGUAGCCAGCCAGCCAGCCAGUCAGUCAGUCCGUAUUUCAGUUGGUCCGUCAGCCAUUAACUAGUUCAGAAAAAGUUUUUUUUCGUCUUUUUACGGGUGUUAGCACAAAGAGUCUCCAUGUGGAACCGAACCUCAGACCUAGCGCUCAGUUGGUCUUUCACUGAGCCACAGAGACUCUACGGCGAGUUUGGCCAUAACUGGGUCCAUAUGACACGCUUCCUGUAUACCGCUAGGAACAGCAAUUUCGAGAGCGCCAUGUGCGUGAACAGAGCAAGAAUUCCACUUGGUUGUCCAUCCGUCCGUUAGUCAGUCAGUCAGAGAGCCUGGUAAUCAGCCAGCUAAUCAUCAGCAGGUCUGUCUGUUAGUCAGACAGUCAGACAGUCAGAAAGAUAGCCAGUCAGUCUGUUGGUAUUCUUUAUUGGUGUCCUUACACAGAAAGUGUAAUUUGUUUUCCAGAAUAUCACCAAGCGAUAGCUCGAACGAACAAAUUUGCUUAACAGUGGUUUGGUUAAAUUAUGCUUGACACUAAAUCGUAUGAAAAAUUAUUUAGCAGAGAACCCGUUUCUGGAGGAGGUGGUGAUGACGACGCUUCAGCAAACAGGGAUGAAAUCGAAGGAAGCAGUGACAUGAACCGAGGACAGACUAAACUCAUCGAAUCAGAAGAGAAAAAACCUGCUGUGAGUGUGCACCGAUCUAAGCCAAGAAACUUGAUCAAAAUGGUGCUAGAAGAAUCCAGACACGCGGAACAACUUGAAAAACUGGAAACAGGGAAUCACGAAGAAACUUCAGCCCAAGACUCGGGCUCAUCGGCUGCCUUAGUUCAGCAAAGUGAUGACCAAAAGGUUUACCAUAAAGAGAGUACAGUGAAAGGAAACCAAACAGAACUGCCACAGAAUGGAAUGAGUUUACAUCAAAAUAUUCCUAGAAAUUCUUCGAAUGAAACUUCAGUUACGGUAGAAGACAAAGCUAAAAACAUGGUAAAUGAAAGUGCUUCGAAACUUCUAAGGAAUACAACGUUUCCUAAUGAGAAAGCAAAAGAUGAAGGAAGGUCAAAACCUCAAGCUAAACAAGUAGACCUUGUUCGUAAACAAGAGGGAGUGCGGAAAAAGAGCGUGAAGAAAGCAUCCGUUGGAGUUUCUCAUGUGAAACACUUGGCAAGGAAGAGAGUGCACGGCAAUCAUAUGACAUCCCAUGUCGUGCAUCCACAGGUGGCUAAAAAACUUUCAAAAGUUGUGCACAAAAAGACUGUCAAUAAAGGUACAAUAUAAAAUUCAACUUAACGAGAAGAUAGUUCGAGAGGAUCAGUGAAGGCGUCUCAAAAUAGUUUCGUUAUGUUAUUCGUUUACACCUGAACAUCAAUAUGCUUAUUCUCCAUACGUUUUCCAAGAUGUUGACAGGGAGAAUAUGUUUCACAAUCAAGAGCUUCUUUAGUUGGUUGUUAUUUCUUCUAGUCUCGAAACCCUAAAGUUUGACUCGGUGAUACUGUAAGGGUAAAAUUAGACGCUAAUCACUCUAAGGGGUCAAGCUGUUAAAACAGCAAUUCUUGUAAGAAUCGAUUCCACUACACUUCUUCGCAUGUUGCCUUCAAAGUGGUAACUCAAAGCUCCUGUUCAAAAUAAUUUCAUUUUCCCAGCCUCGAUUACCCUAAGACCCCGAUACACUUCGCAAUUAUUCGUAGAAAAAAUAACAAGUGAGUAAAACGAGUAAAACCAGUUUUGAAUGCUCAGGAAUUGUUAUCGUAUCCCUGUACUUAUAAAUUUCCAUUUUAUUGUUCAGGUUCAUCACAGAUGUGUCAUACGGACAAGAUUUUUUCUGGCCAUUCCUUAAAAGGCAGCACAAGAGCUGGACAUUUUGAUACUCUGGGUGAGACCCCGAGCAUGCACGCUUGCCUUCAGCGGUGUUGCAGUAAGCACACGUGUGACGUUGCGCUUUUGAUUGAUGGGCAUUGUUUUGGUGUGGCCUGUUACAGCAAGGAGCUCUGCGAACCUGUACCAAUCCCUCAUCCACAUUUCGUAUUCUCUGAACUUGGGCUUGUCAGUAAGGGGCAAAAGAGAGGAGAAAUCGAGAAGAACCGAGGUAGAUAUCCCUUAUUUAGAUUUUUUAGAAACAACUACGCAGAAACUGGGCCCUGAAGCAUAUUUCCUUCAGGCCCCGGUUGUUUGAAACAUGGAUAACGCUAACCACUGAAUAAAUCUCUAUCCGGUGGAUAGCACAGUACGUUUACUUAACACUUAACCGCCAGAUAGCGUUUUAUCCGUUGGAUAGUGUUAUCUGGCCUUUAUACAACCGGACCCAGGUGUUUUAAAUCAAAUCGUAAACUUUGGGAAUCACAAUGGAUAAAGUUAGUUAGGAAAAUAUCAUUAGGAGGCAAUGAGAACUCAAAAUAACACAUAACAUCGGCACGGGAAGCGAGAGUGGCGUUUAGUCUCUAUUUUCGCACAGUGCUGGUUGAGAGGGUCACGUGUUUCUUCAAAACCAAUCACAGAGCAAAAUGGAUUUGAGUAAUUUUAGAUUGAGUUUUGAAAGUAAUCAGGAGUUACUUUAGUUUUGGUUUACUUCGCUUUGUGAUUGGCCCAGAAAAUUUGCGCCACUCUCUCAACCAAUCAGAUGCAAAACUGACACCAAUCACGACUUGGUCGCCCGCGUUUUCCCGCGCUUAAGGUUGUUUGACUAGUUUUAUUUUAAGUUCAUAUUUGCUCUUAGAGGUGUUUUACUUUCUUUUGACUGUUUUGUACACUUAAGUUUUGGUUUCACGACACUCGGUCGAAUAGCGCUCUAAAAUAUUCGUCAUUCCGGAUGAGUUCUCAUUGAGAUGUUUCCCGUUGUUCCAGUGUGCUCUAGUUAGAUUAACUCAUGAACAUAGUGGAUAUUCCCACACAUGGAGGAAUCACAUAGUUAUUUAUCUCUAUUUUUCAGUGUUCCAUUGUGAAUACGGGAAUCUUACGCUGAAAAACAAUGAACAGUGGAGUGGUGAGCUUUGUGGAGGAGUUGUCACGUGCAAAGAUGGCAUAGCUACUGUGAAAAAAUGUCCGGGAAUUCCACCUAAACCAAAUGAUUGCACCAAGCCUCGACUGGUGGUAAGACACAGAAAAGGAGAAUGCUGUACAAUGAAAUGGAAUUGCAAAGGUGAUAGACUUGUUUUAUAUAAAUGAUGUAAAAGAAAUGACAUUAUUAUUUCUGUAGAAGUUAACCCUUUAAACCCUAAGAGUGACCAGCAUCUAGUUUCUCCUGACAGUAACACUGCUGAAUCAUUCAUUUAAGAUCAUGAGAAUAAAGGAAAUGAUCACCAGCUAAAGAAGCUCUUGAUUGUUAAACAAAUUCUCCUUGUCAGCACCUUCGGAAAUGUAUAGAUGACAGUAUGGAGGUUGUGCAUACUGAUGUUAGGGUGUAAAGGGUUAAACUAUCCCGACUGAACCUUGUUUCUACUGUGCUUUUAACCUUUUAAAAAACCUUCACCGGGCUUUCAUCAUUGUGUCUUUCUCAUCCUCUACUGUUUACAAGGAAAAGAAAAAAAAACCAAUGUUUCCAAUAGUUCAGCAUGGAUUGUAUAAUUAAGGAGAAGAACAAACAAUUAAUCAAACUUUUACACAUGACAAACCAUAACCAAAUAUAAUGAAAAUUAGAAAAAUCUAAGGAUAGACGAGGAGAAUAUAAGUAUUUUUUUCCGCUCUAUUUUCAUGAAAAUGUCACACAAGCAAUAUAAAUUUCAAGGGCGGCUAUGUGGCAUCUCCACACUACCCACACAAGUUUCAAAGAAUUCUGGAAGCAGGUGUAAUCAGCUACCCUGGAAUUUGAGGAAAUCAAGCCCAAAAGCUGAGAACAUUGAAAUUUUUCGUGUAAUUUUCUUUUACUUGACCUUGUUUGUGAAUGAAACUACCACGCCGGCAAAACGAAAUUUUUACUGGGAGCGGCUAUGUUGUUACGUCGCACUCGCCGUUCUAAGUUUCACUCAUUUCAGAAAGUGAAGGUGCUCGAAUGUAAUUCCCGCUAUUCUUCUGCAAACCUACUUUUAUAUUCAUUCGUUAGCUCAAAGAGCGAAUAGUUAAGUGUAUGGUUACUUACUGUUUGGUUUUUAUCUCUUUGAAUACAGCAAGACACUGUACUUUCAAUAAUCGUGUUAUCAAGCACGGUUACAAGUUGAGUGAUCCAUUAUGUACGGGAGUUUUGAGCUGUUAUAAUGGUCAGUUACACAUGGAAUACUGCCCAAAAAUACCACAAAAACCCAAGGACUGUGCGCGACCCAAAUUGAAGACCAUUAGUGUGCCUGGAAAAUGUUGCAAGAAACUUUGGGUCUGUUCAGGUAGUUGGAAAUUAAGUCGGUACCUUACUGAUAUUACUAAUAUUCACCUUUAGCCCAUUUACAAAAGUCUUGGGACGCCAAUUUUUUUUACCUGGUAGUUACCGUGGUGCUUGUCUCUCCCUCCAUUCAAAGGACUUAGGAAACGUUAUUUUACUUAACAUCCCAAUUUCUUUUUGUCGCUGAUCGUUGCAUCAGGAUAAUUUUCUUUCACUUUGGUAGGUAUAGUGAUUACUCACUUAAAGGAUGCCAGGCACAAAUAAGCGUAAAAUUAAGGGGAAAAUAAAUCGAUAUACUCCAGAGCGAUGCAAAAUAUGGAGUGUUUUAGACGGUCAUUCGAGAGGGAAGAACCAUCUAUGUUGUUACCGGAAAAUGAUCUUAGCGGAAAUUGUUUCAACAAAUGUGUCUUUGAGGGAAAAUUUAAAACAGUGCGAAGUUAACUAAAGCUGAAAUUUUUGAAUAUCGUAAAGAUCCAACUCAUUUUAUUACAACUGCAAACGAAAAUAUUACAAGGGACCUUUGAGAUCUUUAAGAAGCACGUCAUGUUAAUCGAAUCUAGCACAGGGAGACACGAGUAUUCAGCUAGUGACUGCGUUCAGCUCUGGGUGCAUUGCAUCUAUGUUGGUCGAGGAGUUAGCUUAAGCUUUUAAAAUACAUAAAAUUAGGAAAAAAGCCAAAAUAAAUGUGUUAUAAUAGAGUUAGUAAAACAUCUAUGAUAGCUACGAGAAAAGAAUUUGUCCCUUAACUUUACGCUUAUAUGUGCUUGGUAUUCUUUACGUAAGUAAUCACUUUACUCGCCGAAGAGGAAGAAAAUUAUACUAAUGCUACAAUAAGCGGUCGAAAAAUAUGUACGGGUGAAGGUGAAGUAAUUUGAAUGGUCAAAAACCAGCCCUUGUCGUUGACUAUACGCCUCACCUAAUUUAUACGAAGUAUUGUUACAAUCAAAUUUUACCUUCCACAGAUAAAAGUUGUAAAUAUGAUGGCCUAAAAUUAUCGCACGGAGAGAAACUCACUGAUGCGUCAUGUGCAGUGGUCAUGGAAUGUAGAAAUGGCUUCCUUCACGAUAAACAGUGCCCAGGCCCUCCUCCGGUGCCGCGUGGGUGCAUCAAUCCCUCACUGAAGGUUAAGCGUAUUCCAGGUGAAUGCUGUGAGAUGAACUGGACAUGUGAUAUUAGAUAAAGCGACCAUCGAUUUCGCGGCUCAAAAAGGUGUGAAAUAGAACUUAAGUUUCGUGUAAGUGGGAUAUUUACCUUGGGCAUAGCCAUGGAAAAACCGUAGUGAAAUACUCUGCUGUGAAAAAUUGCACAAAAAUCAAAUGCUGUAAACUGGGUCAUUUAAUUUCUAUUAAAACCAAAAUUUCUACCAAAAGAAAGAAAACUUUCCAGGGCCAAUAUAGCUAUGUUGAAGAAGUAUAAUGGCUCUAUGAAAUUAACAUUGAAAACAAAUGAGUCAUUAAAGAUAUAACUGGUACUCUCUCCUUUAAUGUUAAAUUUCUUGAUGUUGAAGCUAAAGUAGGAUUUAAAAUAAACUAUUUUUU
Pocillopora meandrina is the source of this 6337-nucleotide messenger RNA. Lineage: Eukaryota; Metazoa; Cnidaria; Anthozoa; Scleractinia; Pocilloporidae. The record is from the annotation of a GenBank genome assembly.